Messenger RNA from Ailuropoda melanoleuca (giant panda), 1687 nucleotides. Its product is annotated as integrin alpha-D-like. Gene Ontology annotation, biological process: integrin-mediated signaling pathway; cell-cell adhesion; cell-matrix adhesion. Gene Ontology annotation, molecular function: integrin binding. The transcript is spliced from 3 exons. NCBI's taxonomy places the organism in Eukaryota, Metazoa, Chordata, Mammalia, Carnivora, Ursidae. The coding region runs from base 120 to 455 and encodes 111 amino acids. Gene Ontology annotation, cellular component: integrin complex; external side of plasma membrane. The record is from RefSeq and is a predicted model, not a curated record.
UUUUUCUGUUUUCUUGGGUUUUAUUGUAUGGGCCAAUUUUCCUAGGAUUAUUUACUGAAAAGUCUGUCCUUUCUCCCACUGCUCCACAAUACCACCACUGCUCUAUAUCAAGCCCACAAAUGCACGUGGGUAACAUUUAUGCAUUCGAUUUCCUCCCCUGGAAGCAACCCCAUCAACGCCCGCUGCGCUUGGCAUGUGAGGGAGCGCUCACUGGGAAUGAGGACCUGAAGAGCAGCAGCUGUAGCAUUAACCACCCCAUCUUCCAAGAGGGCACUAAGGGCACCUUCAUAGUCACAUUUGAUGUCUCCUACAAGGCCACCCUGGGCAACAAGUUGCUUCUGAGGGCCAAUGCAAGCAGUGAGAAUAAUAAGCCUACAACCAGCAAGACCACCUUUCAGCUGGAGCUCCCGGUGAAAUAUGCUAUCAACAUGGUGAUCAGCAGGUGUGAACUUUGACUCUCCUAUAAGCCUAGUUAUCUCCCCUUGCAGCUCAGACUGCUCUUUAAGGGAUGGAUCUCUAAACUACCCUCUAAUUCCUCACAUGGGGAUACUUGUGACCAGCCAUAUAUUUAUGCUGUAAUAACAUACACCAUAUACUUCUGGCUUCUUCUCUGAUGAACUGACACAGAGUUUGCCACCACUCUGCACUCCUCCCUCUCUCUUCAAGGGGCAGACUUCCUUCAACACGAAGCCAAUUCUAGUCUUCUUGCUAAAUACGAGUGUGCUGAAGUGAAACUAACUGGGUUAAGAUUGAGGCAUUUAUGAGCACUCUGAAGUGGGAGAUAUGGUUUGUCACCACACAGGGGAAAGAAAAGGUCAGGGUUUCAUGAAACAAAGGGGAGACCAGAGAUGUGACAAACUGCUGGGAAAGUCUCUGAGAGACCAAGGCUGUGGCAGGCGCAGGAAAGUCAAGUGCAGGGCUGUUCGCUCAGUUCUGAAGCUGGGAGGUGGAGCAGGGGCAGGCCGGGCUGGACGCGAGGCAAGGAGCACCACAUAACCUGGUCAAACUCCAGAGAUUUACAGAGGUGGCCAGAAGCUUAUACUAUCGCUACUGUUGUUGCUGCUGAUGACACAUGAAUUUCUGGGGGACUAAGGAGGGAGGAUUAAGCGGUGUCAUUGCCUUUCCAAACUCCAUGUAUGAAUUUCCCCUACUGUCCAUGGGAAAACGCUGGAACUUAUAUUAAGAGCUUACAGUUAUAUAUAUUUAUGACAUGCCAGGCAUUUAAAAAGUACUUUACAUCUAUUUACAUUCAUUUCAUCCUUCUAAUAACUCUGUGAUAUCCUUAUUGUUAAACUUCCUUUGUUACCAACAAAGAUUUCAAGAGGUUAGAUAGCUUGUUCCUGUCAGUCAGCUACUACAUGUCAGAACCAGGGAUCAAAGUCAAAUGGUCUGGCUCCAGAGCUUGUGUUCAUGACUAUAUGCUACCAUGCCUCUCCAAGGACUGGCGAAGCUGAGUGAUUUAUGCAAAUUUGAAAAGAGAGUUAGAACUGGAAGAUUUUAAGGUGAGAAAACGGAAGCAGAGAGAGAAAGGGUUGGAACGAGGAGCGUAGAGGAAGGUUAACACAGUACGGGAAAAAUAUGAAUUUUAACAUUUCUGUCAUUGCUGCAGACUUCAUCACAGCUCUGUCACAGGCACUCCUCAUAGCAUCCUCAUUUUAUAUAGGAAGAAACUACAGGGCCCCAGACA